AUGGGGUGGCUGUGGGGCGACAAAGCGUCGGUCGUCGAUGGACAGGAAUUGCAAGCGCCCGCGCGACACACGACGCCCGCGGGCGCGUACAGCGUCGCCGUGCGCCUGGUGGAGGCGAAAAACCUGCAGGCGAUACAAGCGUUCAGCCUGCUGCAGACGCUGAUGAGCUUUAGGCUGAAGACGCAGACGGUGCACGCCGAUCGGUUGCCGAACGUGGUGGGCAAGGUGAAGCUGCAGCGCGCGGGGUUCGAACCGCAGAAGCGAAGGACGGUGAUCGAGAAGGAGACGGCGUCGCCGCUGUGGAAUCAGUUGUUUUAUUUUGAUCGAGUCGAGGUGGCAGAGGAUGAGCUGGAGGCGUGUAACGUGGUGGUGAACGUGUGCGAUAAGUCGAGAAUCGGCAAGGACAUGGUGAUCGGGAGCGUGGACAUAAAUCUCGCCGCGGUGUACUUGUCGAAGACGCACGAGAUUUGGAACGAGUGGUACACGUUGACGGAUUUCUCGGGGAGGCGAUCGGGGAGUCAAGGGGAGUUGUGCCUGUGCGUGACGGUGCUGCGAGACGGCGACUCUCCGCCGCUGCACUUGGAUGAGAAAUUUAGCGACGGCGAGGAGGAAAUGGUCGAAGUCGGACAGUUUGAAACCGCCAAAGCUCGCGCAAAGCGCGUUAAACGCGCUGAGAAAAAAGCGUUGGAGAAGUUGCAACAUGACGAGGCGGAAAUGACUCGCAAGAAUGUGCAAGCUUACAUUCUAAAGGCGUGCGUGUACAGCGGUAGAGAGUUUCCGAGGAUGGAUAGGUUCGGCGCGGGAGGCUUGGAUGCGUAUCUCAAGAUAUCCUGUGGGUCGGCGAAAGAGGCGAAGACGCGAGUGAUCACGAGUAAGAACCCGGAUUGGAACCAGGAGAUUGUCUUGCGACUUUUAGUGCCGGGCGGCGAGCAAGGUAUCGAUGCGAUGCCGCCCUUGCGUAUGAGCGUCAUGGAUAGAGACGUCAUGGACGCGGAUGAUCACGUCGCUUCGACGGCAAUUAGUUUGAAGGAUAUCUUAGAUCGCCCGAAGGCGUACGAAAAACCGAAAUGGUACUGCUUCUACGGCGGUUUACGUGGCAUGGAAGUUGCGUUUUUUAGUCGCAUGUCAAAGUUAGCCAAGAGAAUGAACGCGGGAUACGUGGACGGUGCAGCAUACCGCGGUCGGACGUUGAUAUCGUUCACAUUAGAGCCAGAGAACCGAAGAAACAAGCACGCGCGGGCGAAGAAAUCGAUUCCUCCGGUGUUGGCGAAGAUGGGCAAGGAGUGGCGUUGUUUUCUUCACUCGCAAAUCAUGAACGUGGAACUCUUCCAAACGAAAGCUACGGGCAAAAUGUUAUCCGUCGACGUCCGCAUGGGGCUUGAAUCCACGUCAUCGCCCUCAGUUAUACUUCGAGGCGAAGGUGGAUCGCUCAGCGCCGAGUGCUACGCCAACGUUCAGUGUAACUUGGCGCCGUUGUUGGUCAAGAUUCCAACGCCUUUCGAGGGACCACUCGCGGGUACAGGGUCGCCAGACGUCUUUGUGAACGUUAAUAUUUUGAGUGGAAACGGCUCUCGACGUGUGGGUUAUUGUCGCAUCCCAGUCACCGAGCUCGUGCCGGUGAACGAAACGUUGCGACCGAGGGCGCCGCCGACGAACGCGGAAUUCCCGUACGGCUGGAAAGUGCAAGGGUGGUUUCCUCUCAGAGCGGAUGCACUCAGCAAUCACAAGUGGUUUCAUAGUCGCCGCGCCGAAAACGUCAAACCGAUUGGGCAGGUACUUCUGCGUCUCAUGAUUCGAGGAUCAAGCGCUGGAAAGCACGCGGCGGGUGAAGCAUACGUCGACGAAGAUGACGUCAAGAGCGUGGCUUCCGACGCUGAAGCAGCCAUGGACGAUCGGCGCGGGGAUUUGGAGCGCAAAGCAGAGCUUCGUGGCGAGCGCCUCGCUGCAAAUUUAGAAUCAGAGUUCGUUGAACCUCUUCCAACUCGUCCAUUCAUGCUUCGGAUGGAGUUGUAUCAAGCGCGCGAUUUACCGGCCGCUGACGCUCACGGUUCAAGCGACCCUUUUGCGGUGCUCCGAGUCGGUCGCAACAUCGCGGAGACGAAUGUGGUGAAUUCAACGACGUCACCUUCUUGGUUCCGAGAGUUAUUCGUUCAAGUGGAUCUUCCACUCGUAGUUAAGGACAAGAAACGUCUGCCUGAUGGUACGCUUGUCACCGACGGCGACGACUCGGAUGAGGAUAGCGAGGAUGUCCUACUUGAUCCGUCUCGAAUGGCGGAAAUUAACGCGGCAAAUGAUGGCAACUCGAGCGAUGCCAGUUUUGAUUCGCGCGAUUACGAUGUGGAGAUGGCUGAAACGUCGACAAAACCUCAAAAGAAGAAAGAGAAGUUCGUCGGUAAAGGCGGCGGCGGCGGUGUGGGGCAAGAGUUUGAAGGAAUUGCAUGGUGGGCGGCGCCAUCCUUGAAUGUCAUGGUUUUUGACAGAGACGAAGGAUUGCUCAUGAUGGACAACGAUCCGUUAUCUGUGCUCUCGUUGCCUUUGAUUCAUCCUGCCGCUGCGGAAGCCGAGCGGCGUGGCGACGAUAACUUUAGCGUCAUCGCGUCAUCUAUUUUGUCCUUCUAUUCAAAGUUCAGUCUUGAUUCUGAAUUCCCAGAUAGAUACGAUGACAUUGCAAAUUACGAAGUCGGUGCGUUGUCGGCUGAACCCGAAUGGUAUCCGAUGCGCCAGUUGAAUCCAAAGAAAGGUUUGAGCGUCUCACCAAUAGACGCGGGCGGUUACAUUCUCAUGUUUUAUGAGUUGUUACCGAUGCCCAAGGAAGGCAUCGCAGCGUACGCCGGUGUCGCAGACUCUUCCUUCAAGGCGCUCGCGUUGAUGAGGCUCAACUCUGCAGUACGUCCGCUCGAGGACCAUUACGGCGCAACCGCUAUCGCAGUAGAGCUCGUUGUGUUGGGUGUGCGCGGGUUGACACCUUACAGAGGUACUCCAGUCCAUCGUCCUUGCGUCGAGUUUGAGCUCAACGGUGUGACGCCCUUGUACUUUGGUUCGCGCGCUCAUCUCGCACGAACACGUCAGCAAAUGUAUCCAAACGGACCGAACGCAAACUUCAAGGGAGAGAUUCUCAGACUGAGCGGAAUGAUGACGAGGCUCAAUAAAGUCCGUCUCAGUUUAUCCAUCCGUGUGAUGGAUGGUCGGAACAGUUCGACGCACAUCAUCGCGACUGCCGAGCAUGCACUUCGUGUCCGCGAUUCCGAAAAAGUCGAAGAGGCUGAAUUCGUGAGUAAACUGAAGUCAGUCAAGAUUCGUAAAUUGACUCCAGACGAGAUUCGCGAGAAGCUCAUGGCGGAGAUGUCCGCGACUGUAUCCGAGUCGGAGAGAACUUUCGGUACGAACACUACUUUGUACGAGGACGACUCUGACACAGUCACAAACGAGUUCAGCGACGCCGACGACGACUCUGAGUUAUUCGGCGCGAGUGUUACUUUUAAGAAUAAAAGUGGAUCCAUGAAACGGUCGAGUACAGCUAUAAACCAGUCGACAAGCAUGCUGGGUAGCUCUAAGAGUAAGAUGUCGCGAUUGGCGAGUUCGAAGUCUAUGCAAAAAGGGCAAAAACAGGGAAAAAAAUUGACGGAGCCGGAGUCUGCCGCGGGUUAUCACAUGAUUCGCUCAAUGGAUGGCAAGCGGAAAUACAUUCCGCUUGAAGAUUUCAGUAAGGAAAGACGCAAGUCUAAAAAUCAGCUGAUGUCUAUCAAAGAAGUCGAGCGUCCAGAUUCUUCCGAGUCAGACUCGGACAAGACUGAAAUUAGCGGGACGGAGACGGAAAAGUCGUACGCCAGCAGCGAGAGCGAUAGCGACGACCUCGGCAGUAGUACGUCGAAGGACGACAACGAUGACGCGGAGUCGGUGGAAGAAGAAUCGAGUGACUCCGAUGCGGAGCAACAAGACGCCAUCACCUUUGACGACGGCACCGGUAAGCUCCCGAUUUGGAUGGAGGGCCGAAUGAUCCUCGCAGGCGGCUUACUCGAGGACGAGCUGCGGCCCUUGCAGUUCAUGUCCAUCCCAGUGUACCAUGCGAAAGGAUUCGCGGACAACACAUCUGAAAAAGAACUCGCGGGUGUCGUCAAGGUUGCCAUCCGAAGCGUACCACUUCGGGAAGACACGAGUUUUGUCGCAGAAAACCUUCUCGAAAAUAAGGUCAACCGAAAAAGAGCUCUCAAGGAGGCGCUGAACAAGAAGGAAAAGAAGAGGCGCCUGGAUAGAAUUCACGAGGAAGAGAUGGCGAGAUGGGAACCAGAGGAAGAUUUCGCAACCAUGGGUAAAGAUGAGUUUCUUGAAGUACAGCGAAUUGCGGGAGGAGGCGAUUUGGCUUCCGCACCAACGGAGGUCACGGUUCGCGUGUACGUGAUUCGCGGAAGAGACCUUCGAACGUCCGACCCGACGGGUUUGUGCGAUCCGUAUCUCAUCGUCAAUCAACGUGGUUUGAAGAAGCGUUACGGUAAGCGUGAAGAUCGAGUCGAACGAACUCUUUCGCCGUGGUUUUACAAGGUUUUCCAGUUUCAGACCGACGUCCCUGGUGACUCCAUCGUAGACAUCAACGUGUACGAUUGGGAAAAGAGAGGCAAGGAUAUAUUAUUGGGCACGUGCUCCAUCGACAUCGAGGACAGAUUCUUCUCCCCAGUGUGGGUGCAAAACCUCUCUGAAACGCCACCACUGGAGAUGAGACCGUUACUUCUUCCGGACAGCGACACUCCACAAGGCUUUUUAGAAAUGUUCGUUGAGAUCCAUGAAGGUCACGACGCGCCUCCGCCGGCGUUUCCGUUGCAGCCGCCUCCGGUGAUGGAAGUUGAACUUCGAUGCGUCACGUUUGGCGCGCGAAAAGUCAUGAACAAAGAUGUCGGUGGUAAAAAUGACUUGUUCUUCAAGCUUACCCUCGUCGGUCUCGAUAGGACGCAAACUCGCUUCACGGAGGCGCAAGAAACCGACACGCACUGGUUCGCCACGGAUGGUCGAGGCAGCUUCAACUUUAGAAACAUCUUCAGGUUUGAGCUUCCGAUCGCUCGAGGGGCUUUGCGAAUCUCAGCGUACGACAGAGAUUUGUUCAGCGCUAACGAUGCCAUCGGGGAAGUUACGAUUCCAUUGACGGGCAUGUGCCGACAGCUCAUGCGCGCGGUGGACAACUCGCCUGAUGGAGAGUUGGCCACCGAGGCGACUGUGGAGUUUAAGUCGUCUUUCACAGACAGUUUAUCGACUUUCAACAUCUUCGACGGCGCGGCUGAAGGAAGGUGGUUGAAGUUGUAUCACCCGAGCAAGCCCAACGAGUGCCAAGGCGAGGUGGAGAUAAUGCUCUCACUCAUGCCGGUGCGCAAAGCUGAAGUCAGGCCCGUCGGCGCCGGGCGCGAUGCGCCGAACCGAGAUCCGGAACUCAGAGAACCGGUGCGCGCGAGAUUGAGUCUCAUGGACCCGCUCGGAUCGCUUUCUUUAAUUCUGGGCCCAGAGAUGCUUCGAAAGAUUCUCAUCGUCGGUUGCUGUCUGCUCUUCAUCGGCAUGUUCGCUGGUUUGUCCGUGUUCAUCAUCAACGAUUUCAUCGGCGCGUACGUCACCAUCGCGGUAAACCAACAGGCAAAGAAAUUCGGUCUCGAUACCGGCGGAUCCCCUUCCGCGGGCCCACCGCCGAUUGGCCGCUAGCACACAUAGAAUUUAGCUAAAAAGUUGUCGAUCACAAGGUGAUUGUAGGAAAACAGUUUUUGUUUCCGCGCCGAUUCGAUUCGCUUUGCUCGCGACACCGCGAUCCGAGAGACACGAAGAAGACGACGCAUGCAGGACGAUUCGCUCGAGAUGUGCGAGUCGUGCACUUGCGAACGAUGGGCAAAUAAUAUUUUGAUAUAACAAGAA
Ostreococcus lucimarinus CCE9901 is the source of this 5886-nucleotide messenger RNA. RefSeq lists its product with no specific name. The coding region runs from base 1 to 5679 and encodes 1892 amino acids. The transcript has a single exon. NCBI's taxonomy places the organism in Eukaryota, Viridiplantae, Chlorophyta, Mamiellophyceae, Mamiellales, Bathycoccaceae. Gene Ontology annotation, biological process: plasma membrane organization. The record is from RefSeq and is a predicted model, not a curated record.